GUGGAGGUCUGUGUGUCCAACCUGACAGUCUGCAGAGCUCAAACCAGUCCACCUUCAGUCCACUGAAGAAGAGCAGGAGUUUCUCAGGACGUCAGAGUCAUGGCUGUGGUGAGGUUCUACAGUAAUGAGGCUGUGAAGGGGCGGAGCUUACAGCAGGCCGCCAAGCUCUGCCCUGAGCUGUCAAUCACAACUGAGCUGUGCUACAAUGUGGAGCUGACAGGCUGUGAGAGUCUGAGUGCUGAACAGAAGGAGGUUCUCCUCUGGUUGUUUCGUCCACCCCUGCAGGCAGAGCCGCUAUCAGAGAAGCCAAACCUCAUAGAGGCUAGUGGGGAGAAACUGGUGGAGAUUGGCCCCAGGUUGAACUUCUCCACUGCUUGGUCCACUAAUGCCGUGUCCAUUUGCCAGAGUGCCGGCCUCACUAACGUCACCCGAGUUGAGCUGUCUCGCAGAUUUCUAAUCAAGCCCAAGAAUGAAGGGACUGUGAACAAGCUCAAUGGAGAUACAAAGAAGCUCAUUGAGUGUCUGUAUGACAGUAUGACAGAGUGCAUCUACCAACAUCCCAUCACCUCCUUCGCUGUGGAAACCAAACCGCAGCCGGUGUUUGAAGUGGACAUCCUGGGGAAAGGUUGCGCGGCCUUGGAGACCACAAAUGAUGAUCUGGGUCUGGCCUUUGACUCUUGGGAUCUGGACUACUACACAUCGAUGUUCCAGAGGAUUGAAAGGAACCCCACCAGUGUGGAGUGUUUUGACCUGGCCCAGUCCAACAGUGAGCACAGUCGUCACUGGUUCUUCCGGGGGCGGAUGGUGAUCGACGGGCAGGAGCAGGAGGAGACUCUUUUCAGCCUCAUAAUGGACACCCAGAGGCACAGCAACCAGAACAACGUCAUCAAGUUCUGUGACAACAGCAGUGGUAUCAAAGGAAUGGAGCUGGAGUGUGUUUACCCAAGAGAUGCAUCCCAGGCCAGUCCAUAUGAGACACGCCACUCGCUGCGACACGUCAUCUUCACUGCAGAGACACACAACUUUCCAACUGGUGUUGCUCCGUUCAGUGGCGCCACCACAGGGACAGGUGGUCGCAUCAGAGAUGUGCAGAGUGCUGGACGAGGGGGCCACGUCAUUGCCGGCACUGCAGGAUACUGCUUUGGCAAUCUGCACAUACCAGGUUAUGUUCUCCCGUGGGAGUGUGAAGGAGAGGGCUGGGAGUAUCCUUCCAGCUUCGCCCCUCCACUGCAGGUGGCCAUCGAGGCUAGCAAUGGUGCCUCAGAUUACGGCAACAAGUUUGGAGAACCUGUCCUGUCGGGUUUUGCUCGUUCCUUCGGCAUGCGGCUAGCAAACGGAGAGCGGCGAGAAUGGAUCAAGCCGAUCAUGUUCAGUGGCGGUCUCGGGUCUAUUGAAGACACACAUGUAAAGAAAGGCCAGCCAGAGACCGGAAUGGAAGUGGUGAAGAUCGGAGGGCCAGUGUACAGAAUUGGUGUGGGAGGAGGAGCGGCCUCCUCUGUACAGGUCCAGGGGGACAACUCCAGCGACAGGGAUCUGGGUGCGGUGCAGAGAGGAGAUGCUGAGAUGGAGCAGAAAAUGAAUCGUGCUCUGAGGGCAUGCCUGGAAAGAAGUGGUGGGAACCCAAUCUGCAGUAUACAUGAUCAGGGAGCUGGAGGAAACGGUAAUGUUCUGAAGGAGCUCAGCGAGCCAGCAGGAGCAGUAAUAUACUGCAGCAGGUUCAAGAAAGGUGACCCUACAUUGAGCGUGCUGGAGCUGUGGGGGGCAGAGUAUCAGGAGAGUAACGCUCUGUUGCUCCAACCAUCAGAUAGGUCUUUCCUGGAGAAAGUGUGUCAGAGGGAAAAGUGUCCCGUUGACUUUGUGGGAAACAUCACAGGAGACGGCAAGAUUGUGCUGGUGGAUGAUGAGGGAGACAAUAGUGUUCAAGCCACCAAGGGUCGCUGUCCUGUGGACCUGCAGCUAGAGUGGGUUCUGGGGAAGAUGCCACAGAAGGAGUUUAAGAUGGAGCGACUGACCCUGACCCAUCAGUCACUGGCUCUUCCUGCUGGGCUGACAGUUAAAGAGGCCCUGGACAGAGUUUUACGUUUGCCUGCUGUGGCGUCUAAACGCUAUCUGACCAACAAGGUGGAUCGGUCUGUGACUGGCUUGGUAGCCCAGCAACAGUGCGUCGGCCCUCUUCACACCCCAUUGGCAGACGUGGCUGUUGUUGCUUUGUCACCAUUCAGCUUAGAAGGGGCAGCGACGGCUAUCGGAGAGCAGCCAAUUAAAGGCCUGGUUUGUCCUGCAGCAGGGGCUCGCAUGGCUGUGGGAGAAGCUCUGACCAACCUAGUGUUUGCCAGAGUCACAGCUCUGAAGGAUGUGAAGUGUAGUGGUAACUGGAUGUGGGCUGCCAAGCUGCCAGGUGAGGGAGCAAGUCUGUGGGAGGCCUGCAAAGCCAUGUGUAAGGUCAUGGGUCAGCUGGGAGUGGCCAUCGAUGGGGGCAAGGACUCACUAAGUAUGGCCGCUAGAGUGGGGAAAGAGACUGUCAAAGCUCCAGGUGCGCUGGUUAUUUCUGCAUAUGCUGCUUGCCCUGACAUCACUGCCACGGUAACACCUGACCUCGAGGAUCCAGACGGCAAAGGCGUGUUGUUGUGGGUUCCUCUGAGUCCAGGCCGUCAUCGCCUUGGAGGCUCAGCUCUGGCUCAGUGCUACAGUCAGCUAGGAGACUGUUCUCCUGACCUGGACGAGCCGCAACUGUUGUCUGCCUGCUUCAACACCACACAGACACUCAUACACGAUCAUCUGCUGAGUGCAGGACAUGACAUCAGUGAUGGAGGUCUCAUUUCCUGUCUGCUGGAGAUGGCAUUCGCAGGAAACCGUGGGAUUGAUAUUGACUUGUCAUCUCAAGGAGCUGGAGUCAUAGAGCUGUUGUUCAGCGAGGAGCUGGGUUUGGUUCUGGAGGUAUCCGAGUCUGAUGUAGAAAAAGUGUGUCAGAAAUACAGCGACUCAAGCGUGCCGUGCCAUCGCAUCGGCAGAACAUGCGGCUUCGGACCAGAGGCUAUGGUCAGUGUUCGAGUGGAUGGACAGGAAGUACUGAGAGAACUGCUGCCUAAACUCAGAGCAUUAUGGGAGGACACCAGUUUUCAGCUGGAACGCCUGCAGACCAAUGAGCUCUGUGUUAAACAGGAAGAGGAAGGGUUAGCCAGGAGGACACAGCCUUACUUCAAACUAACCUUUGACCCCUCUGACAUGCCCAGCACCAGACAUCCCACUGCAGGGCAGCCUCGUGUUGCUGUGGUCAGAGAGGAGGGCAGUAACGGAGACCGAGAGAUGUCUGUGUCUCUCUUUAUGGCGGGCUUUGAGGUGUGGGAUGUCACGAUGCAAGACCUGUGCUCCGGCUCUUUAACCCUAGAAUCUUUCAAAGCAGUCGUGUUUGUUGGAGGAUUUAGCUACGCAGACGUGCUAGGAUCAGCUAAAGGUUGGGCUGCUACUGUUGCUUAUAACCCCAAGGCCAAAGCUGAAUUUGAACGCUUCCGGCAGCGGGACGACACACUGAGUUUGGGUGUGUGCAACGGCUGCCAGCUGCUCGCCCUGCUGGGCUGGGUGGGAGAGGGCCAGGAUGGAGCAGCGUCUGAAGUGGUGCUGACCCACAAUAAGUCUAGCAGGUUUGAGUCACGAUUUGUCAGCGUUGGGAUCCAGGCGUCCCCAUCUGUCUGGCUCCGAGGCAUGGAGGGCUCAGCUCUUGGAGUCUGGGUUGCACAUGGAGAAGGUCUGAUGCAAUUCCGUAGCUCGCAGGCCCAGGACCAGAUUAUUUCUGGUGGGCUUGCCCCGGUCCGUUACCUUGACGAUCAGGGUCAUCCCACUGAAGAGUACCCUCUGAACCCUAACGGCUCCCCGCAGGGCAUAGCAGGGCUGUGCUCCAGGGAUGGCAGACACCUCGCCAUGAUGCCCCACCCAGAGCGCUGCACCCUGGGCUGGCAGUGGCCCUGGGCCCCGAGGGACUUCAGACCUUCUCUCACCCCUUCACCCUGGCUCCACAUGUUCAAGAAUGCAGCUGCCUGGUGCAGCAACACAAACUGACAAUACUGUUUACAUGUUUCUGGUGCUGUCAAACAAGUAUCACUGUCUUUGUUGUGGAUAAAUCAGAACAUUCCAUUAUCCUCUAAUACACCUUUUUACUUACUGUGGUACUUGUUCUUGGUCUUUUUGCAUUAAUACUGUUACUGCUUGCUGUACUUUAUAUCUUUGAGACUUGAAUUCACUUAAUAUACAUUCCAUUGGUCAUCUGGUAAUCACUGUUUAUUUUACAACACUAUUAUGCACCAGUCAGGUCUGUUUAAACCAGUGUUGCCUUCAAGAUAACAACCUGAUUAGUUCUGUGUAUCGCUUUUUGAAUAUGAUGUUUGAGCUCCACUGAAAAAUUGGUAACUGAACUUGAUAAUAAAUGAAAUACA
Messenger RNA from Scomber japonicus (chub mackerel), 4430 nucleotides. It is a transcript of the gene pfas, whose product is annotated as phosphoribosylformylglycinamidine synthase. Gene Ontology annotation, molecular function: phosphoribosylformylglycinamidine synthase activity. The record is from RefSeq and is a predicted model, not a curated record. Gene Ontology annotation, biological process: 'de novo' IMP biosynthetic process. Bases 100 to 4056 code for a protein of 1318 amino acids. The transcript has 28 exons. Lineage: Eukaryota; Metazoa; Chordata; Actinopteri; Scombriformes; Scombridae.